AUGGCCGAGUCCACUGCACCGAAAAGGUGGCUGCCUUUCAAGCCCACCGCCCUACGUCAAAACUCCAACCCGAAGCCGGAAGCCAAAGGCAAGGUCGAGCAUGGUGACGACAACGACGACGACGACGACGACGACGACGACGGGCUCAGCUUGUUCAAGCGCUCCAAAGAGUUCUUCCCCAAGGUCAUCGCCGCCGAGGCGCGCCGUCGCCAACGCAAGCACGCCCACCGCGACAAGGGCAAGGAGCUCGCGACGCCUGCUGCCGACGCACGAGACGACUCGGACGACCCUGGGCACGGCGCACGACUCUCCAACGACAGCUACAGACAUGCGAGUCCCAGCCGGUCGCGACCUGUGAAGAGGGCGAUCGACGACAGCGAUGGCGAUCUCGAGUGCGUGCCCAUGCUCCCCGCCGCUUUCUUGCUUCCUUCGUGUUGCCAUGUCGUUCACACUAACCUGGCCAAAAGGGAUCACAUUGAAACGCCGCCUUCCAAGCGAUCACGCACGAGCGACGAGUACAUCGAGCGCAAGACCAAGACGACACGCUCACCGAGCUACGACCACCCGUCCACGCCAUCACGGCACGCCACCAGAUCUCUCGCACUGCGCACGCCGAAGAAGGAAGGCUCGUCGCCCAAGGGCCAAGACGCCGUCGUGUCCCUCGACGACAGCGACGCGAGCGACGCUGACUUGUACGGCGCCACCCCCGUGCGCGACGUGCCAGGUGCGCGCUCCUCCCACGGCGCUGCCAUUGUCCUUGACGACGACGACGACGACGACCCCUUUGCUGAAGGCGAACAAGUCAAAGCAUCGGACGACGGCACCGGCAGCAAGACGGACGAGGACAAAGACGAAGAAGAAGAAGAAGAAGACGAAGGAGACGACGACGUGGAAGAGUACAUCCGCGCCGCCCGCGAGCGCCAGAAGAAGGCCGAGGCAGCCCAGGCCAACCCCACCGAGGCCGACCAGACACGCAUCACCAUCCUCAUGACGUCGCCCAUCCCCGGCACCAAGCCGGUCAAGUACCUCUACACCCUCUGGAAGCCCCUCGGCAAGCUGCGCGAGGUCUGGAACAGCACCGAGGGCUACGACGUCGAGCCGCCCCUCGACGACGCCGCCGUCACCUUCAUCACCUGGCGCGGCCGCCGCCUGUACGACUCGACGACGCUCAACAGCCUCCAGAUCCGCGCCGCCGAGAACGGCACGCUGCGGUCCCCUGCCGUCCGCAAUCCGCACGACGCCGACGGCUUCUCCGACGGCUGGACGAGGGUGCACAUGGAGAUGUGGACCGAGGCCCUCUGGGACGAGCACAAGCGCAAGGAGGACCGCAGGCGCCUGCGCGACCUCGGCGAGCUGGACGACUACUCGGACGACGACGACGACGACGGUGGUGGCGUCGCUGUCGGGGCGGACCCCGAAGCGAAGGAGACGAAGAUCAAGAUCAUCCUCAAGGCGCGCACCGGCGAGCCCGUCAAGACGACGGCGCGACCGGCGAGCACCGUCGCCGAGCUCAUAGAGGUGUACCGCAAGAUGAGGGACGUGCCUGCGGGCACGGAGAUUCAGCUUCAUUUUGACGGAGAGCCGCUGGACGGCGAGACGAAUGUCGAAGACGCCGACAUUGAGGACAUGGACUCAUUGGAGGUUCAUCUCCGAGCGUAA
Verticillium nonalfalfae is the source of this 1659-nucleotide messenger RNA. RefSeq lists its product as uncharacterized. The transcript has a single exon. The record is from RefSeq and is a predicted model, not a curated record. Gene Ontology annotation, molecular function: protein binding. The coding region runs from base 1 to 1659 and encodes 552 amino acids. NCBI's taxonomy places the organism in Eukaryota, Fungi, Ascomycota, Sordariomycetes, Glomerellales, Plectosphaerellaceae.